Molecule: messenger RNA, 1768 nt
Organism: Nothobranchius furzeri (turquoise killifish)
Lineage: Eukaryota; Metazoa; Chordata; Actinopteri; Cyprinodontiformes; Nothobranchiidae
Gene: atf7ip2
Product: activating transcription factor 7 interacting protein 2
Biological process (GO): regulation of DNA-templated transcription
Cellular component (GO): transcription regulator complex; nucleus
Molecular function (GO): protein binding; transcription coregulator activity
Source: RefSeq, a predicted model, not a curated record
AGAAGAAGAAGAAGAAUAGAAGAAGUAAACGUUGGAGCUAACAGCGUUUACCAGUUAACCGCGGUGUACAAAGUUUUUAUUCAAAUAGCGCUCCGAUAAGUUUGAUUACGUUUCCUAAAUACUUAGAAACAUGUUUUUGGAGUUCUUGUUUGUGUCUGACGUCUAAAUAAAAGCAUGAGUGAUGAAGAAGAAGCCAGGGGUGGCUCACCCUCCGGUGGCACCGUCAGGCGUUUGAAACGGAGCCACCCAGCUCAAAGCUCCAGCGAGAAAUGUUGGGUGAACAUUGGCGUUGCCUUCCAGAGUUGGCGCUCAGAGAAAAAAGCACGCGGAUUACCAACGGAUGAAGCUGCGGCUUUGUUUCUUCUCGACGAAGGGAAGAAAAAUGCAUCACAGCCACAGGGCGCUGGCAAUGGGAAGAUCAGAGUCUCUAAAUCUCAGUUGCAAGAGCUGAUUCAGCAUGAGGUCUGCACAGCAGAGGCAAACAAUGAAGCCAAGACGCGUCAAUUAAUGAAAGCAGUCGAGCAGAUGAAAGAUGAUACAAGCAUUGAAAAAUCAUUCCAACAAAUGGAGGCUCAGAUCAACCUCAUGUCAAAGAGGGUAGAGGUGGCCCUUGCUUACCUAAAAAGAACACAGGAUCAGAGUUUAACGUCCGCCCAUGCUGAUGCAGACAGGAUCAGGGGAGACUCUGAUGAAGCUACAGAGAUUUCAGUACUGAUUGAUAAAGAGAAAAGCAAAUGUAUCAUCAAGAUUGAAGAGGCUGUUGAUUUGAUGAAAACAGCUAAAUGUACGCUUGAGGAGGUCAGAGUAAAUAAAGAGGGUGCCAUGGUUGAAUUUACGCCAGAGAAGGCUCCACCCACUCUUUCUCCCAACGGUUCAUGGACGGAAACAAAAGAAGGAGAAAAGCAUGUCUGCUGGCCUAGUGAUGAGUUCAGUGAAAAGGGGUCUCCACCGACUUUAAUGCCCAUGGUGUCUUCAGAGCAGAUGGUACCUACUGGGGACCUAAAGAGAGAGCCGGAAGAUUCCCAGGAUGAAGAAAAGAAGAUAAUUGAGCAGCCAGAGGACAAGAAGUUCAAACAGAAAGAUAUGCUUCGCCCUCCUUCCCUCCCAGCCAACCCCUUCCCCUCCACCCUGAGCAUGGAGGCAGCUUUGUACAGCUUGCCUCAGAAGGUGGAACUAAAUUUGGCCCUCAUCAGGAACCCUACUCGACUCUCUGUGCUCUGGAACGUGGUAGAGGCGGACCCCGCUGCACCACCUAUGGACAGCUACAUCAUCUUCCUGACUAUGGAAAAGGACAAAGGAAGUGGCGAGUUCUCAAAAUGGUACUCAUAUGAUACGCUUAAGGCCACAUCACUGCCGAUGUGUGCACUGAUCAAAAAGUACAAGCCUGGGCACAAGGUGUGUGCUGCUGUGGUGGGUAAGGACAUCUUUGGACGUUACGGCCCUUAUAGUGAAGUCGUUACGGCAACAAUACCAAACUAAUUUCAGAAGGCGUCUCCGAGUCAACUAAUUAGCUUGUUUUUUUAAGCAGCUCUUGUAAGUUUUAUUGAUGGUUUUGAAUAUAUUUUUAUUGCUGUCUGUAGUUUUAUAGAUGCACACAAUUAUUAGACUACUACUAGAUUUCUUUACUUAAUUGAUUUUGUCCUUUUUUGGUUAGCAUGUUAUGAGUUGAGCCACAACACACAUUGUAGUGAUAGUCAUUCUAGAGAUGCAGAUUAACAUUCAACACAGAGUGUUUUUAGAUAAUUUAAUAAAGUGUUUUUAAUGUGAA